AUGAAGAAGAUGACGACAUAUAGAGUUGGUUGUAAAAAGUAUUGCCAUUUCAUGAAACCUGGAAGAGAGAUCAAAGCUCUUGGAACUCAGUUGGAGAAGACGAAUAUUGCUGCCUGGGCUAGCAAGGUAGAAGAUAAAGAUGAAUCUUCUUCUUUGAAAUCUGAAAAAUCGGGUAAAACUGCCAUUGAGAUGCGUACAUCUGCUUGGGAGGAUGCUGAGAAAACGAGAAGGCAGCGAGAUGGAAGAACAUAUAACCUACCGACUGCUUCAGAGGUUGCCGCUUUAAUUGUCGGGGACAUUUGUGAUUCAAUUGAAAAGAGGGAUAUUGUUGUUGAAACAAAAACUGGAUUUCUACAACGUAUCAGUGAAUUGCAUCCUUCAUACCUUCCUCUUCAAUAUCCACUGCUAUUUCCAUAUGGAGAUGAUGGUUACAGUGUUGACAUUCUUCAUAGAGGUGUUUCAUUUACAACCAACAGCAAGCGGGCGAAAUGUACAAUGAGAGAAUAUUUCGCUUUUAGAAUUCAAGAUAGAGAUCAUUCGUUCUCCCUCAUUCUUAAUUCAAAAAGGUUGUUUCAGCAGUUUCUGGUAGAUGCAUAUACUAUGAUGGAAACGGAGAGAUUGCAUUACAUACGUAGGCAACAAUAUGUUCUUAGAUGUGAGUCUUAUGAAAAUUUACGUAACCAAAAAGCUCAAGGAACAACGAAUAUCUCCAAUGUCGGACAACGUGUCAUAUUACCUUCAUCCUUUACUGGUGGCGCACGAUAUAUGCUGCAAAACUAUUUGGAUGCCAUGUCACUAUGUAAAUGGUUUGGAUAUCCAGAUUUUUUCAUAACCUUUACGUGUAAUCCAAAAUGGACAGAGAUUAAAAGAUUUCUUAAGGAUACUUCACUUCAACCAGAAGACAGGCAUGAUAUAUUAUGUAGGUUGUUCAAGAUCAAGCUCGAUGCAUUUAUUAAAGACUUAAGGGAGAAUAAAAUUUUCGGCACAGUUCAAGCAUAUGUUUAUACCAUUGAAUUUCAAAAGAGAGGUUUGUCGCAUAGUCAUAUAUGUUUAUUUAUGCAUUCUGACAACAAGUUACCCACUGUUGAAUUUAUCGAUCUGAUAAUUUCUGCCGAGAUACCAGACAAAAUUGAAGAUCCGGAAUUGUAUUCACUUGUCAAUGAGUUCAUGAUUCAUGGUCCAUGUGGAGCUGAAAAUAUCAAUUGUCCAUGCAUGGUGGAUAAAAAGUAUCCUUCUGUUGUCAGACUACCUUUUCAUCUACCUAAUCAACAACAGAUUGUAUAUGGCGAAGACGAUGAUAUUGAUGAUGUUCUUGACAAACCUUCUGUUGCGGCUUCAAAGUUCACAUCUUGGAUGGAGUGUAAUGCAAUCGACAGUGAAGCACGAAAACUUACAUAUGUUGAAUUUCCUACAAAGUUUGUUUGGAUAUUAAAUGGUCGGUUUUGGAAGCGAAGGAAAGUAGGAAAAGCCAUCGGUAGAAUUCAUUCGGUUUCACCUAAACUAGGUGAAGCAUAUUUCUUAAGGAUUCUUUUAAAUAAAGUAAAAGGUCCGACAUCAUUUGAUGAAAUUCUCACGGUAAAUGGUCAAAGACACUCUUCUUUCAGAGAUGCUUGUUAUGCACUCGGGCUAUUAGAUGAUGACAAGGAAUACAUUGAUGCAAUUAAAGAAGCAAGUCAUUAUGGAUCUGGUUUUUAUCUACGCUUCUUAUUUGCUACAUUGUUGAUGUGUAAUAGUAUGUCUAAACCAGAGGUCGUUUGGGAAAAUACAUGGGAAUAUUUGGCAGAUGGAAUUCUAUAUAACCAACGACAAAGAUUUAAGUCUGCAGAAUUGUCACUCGGAGUAGAUGAACUUAAAAACUUAACUUUGUUCGAAAUAGAACAAAUUUUACUUCGAAACAACUCUACUCUCAAAAACUUCAAAAAUAUGUCAUACCCAGAUGUUGAAUCCGUUUCUUCUUCAAACAAUCGACUUAUCACCGAGGAGCUAGAUUACGACAUUCCUGUUUUAAAGAAUGAUUAUGAUCGUAUGUUUCUUGCAUUAACAAAUGAGCAAGGUAACAUUUUCCUAAACAUCAUGAGUGCUAUUCAAGAAAAUAAAGGAGAUGUCUUUUUCGUUUACGGUUAUGGUGGAACGGGUAAAAAAUUUUUAUGGAAUACAAUAUCAGCAGCAAUUAGAUCUGAUGGUAAUAUUGUCUUAAAUGUUGCUUCAAGUGGUAUUGCUUCCUUAUUAUUACCCGGUGGUAGAACAGCACACUCUCGAUUUAUAAUUCCAUUUGAACUUACAGAGGAUUCUUUUUGUAAAAUAAAUCCAGAUGGUGAGUUGGCUAGCUUAAUAAGAAAAACCUCUUUAAUAAUUUGGGAUGAAGCACCUAUGGUCCAUAAGCAUGCAUUUGAAGCUUUAGAUCGAACUUCGAAGGAUUUAUUAAGGUUCCUUAAUUGA
Lactuca virosa is the source of this 2439-nucleotide messenger RNA. NCBI's taxonomy places the organism in Eukaryota, Viridiplantae, Streptophyta, Magnoliopsida, Asterales, Asteraceae. The record is from the annotation of a GenBank genome assembly.